GUACAUCAUGACCAGUGAGUUCACUCUGAGUCCCACGCAGACCUUCUUCAGACAGAACAGGUACUUUGGUCUGAAACCUUCUGACAUCAUCAUGUUCGAGCAGAGGAUGCUGCCAGCCGUCACCUGUGAGGGGCGGGUCAUCCUGGAGGGCAAAGGAAAGAUCGCCAUGGCUCCAGAUGGUAACGGGGGUCUGUACCAGGCCCUGGUGGACCAUCAGGUCCUGGAGGACAUGCAGCAGAGAGGGGUGGAGUACGUGCACGUGUACUGUGUGGACAACAUCCUGGUCAAGAUGGCCGACCCGCUUUUUAUUGGCUUCUGUGUGAGCAGAGGGGCCGACUGUGGAGCCAAGGUGGUGGAGAAGGCCCACCCUGCGGAGGCGGUGGGGGUGGUCUGCAGGGUCCGAGGGGUCCCUCAGGUGGUGGAGUACAGCGAGAUCCAGCCGGAGACGGCCUCUCUCCGAGGUCCUGAAGGAGAACUGGUCUACAGCGCUGGAAACAUCUGCAACCACUUCUUCAGCAGGACCUUCCUGCAGGAAGUGGCAGAGAAAUUUAAAGAUCAGCUGAAACAACAUGUAGCCAUAAAGAAAGUACCAUAUGUGGACUCAGCUGGAAAUCAGCUGAAACCAGCUAAAGCYAACGGCAUCAAGAUGGAGAAGUUUGUUUUUGAUGUUUUUCCAUUUUCCAGGAACUUUGUUGUGUUCGAGGUCAUCAGGAAAGAUGAGUUUGCUCCUCUGAAGAACGCAGACGGAGCAGCUUCGGACACGCCCACCUCGGUCAGGACCGCCCUGAUGGAUCAGCACCGCCGCUGGCUUUGUGCUGCCGGAGCCUCGCUGCUGGAUGGAGACGGGAAUGUGAUCGGACCUGAAACCAGUGAAUCAUCACAUCCUGUAAUCUGUGAGGUUUCUCCUCUGGUUUCAUACUUUGGAGAGGGCCUGGAGCUCCUGCUGAAAGGCAAAACUCUCCAAACUCCUUUUGUUCUGGAUGAAAACACCUCCAAAGUUCUGAAGAGUCAGAAAAGUUCAGGAGAGAACUGGAACAUCUGAACAGGAAGUGGAGACAGGAGGACACCUGGAGCAGGUGUUUACCUGUGCCCACGCCCACAACCUUUAUUUUUUAUCAAACUGUCUUUCUAUUCAACAACAAUGUGAAAUCAAUAAAGUUUUCUACAAAUUA
Messenger RNA from Austrofundulus limnaeus, 1172 nucleotides. Its product is annotated as UDP-N-acetylhexosamine pyrophosphorylase-like protein 1. Gene Ontology annotation, molecular function: UDP-N-acetylglucosamine diphosphorylase activity. The record is from RefSeq and is a predicted model, not a curated record. Gene Ontology annotation, biological process: UDP-N-acetylglucosamine biosynthetic process. Lineage: Eukaryota; Metazoa; Chordata; Actinopteri; Cyprinodontiformes; Rivulidae.